Molecule: messenger RNA, 2971 nt
Organism: Nelumbo nucifera (sacred lotus)
Lineage: Eukaryota; Viridiplantae; Streptophyta; Magnoliopsida; Proteales; Nelumbonaceae
Biological process (GO): protein phosphorylation
Molecular function (GO): ATP binding; protein kinase activity; protein binding
Source: RefSeq, a predicted model, not a curated record
CGAAGCACAACCCCGUUACCGAAAACAAAGCCAAAACCUAGCCAUGACCUCAUCACAAAAAUACUCUUCCCUAGUUGUCUCCAUUGUUUGGGCUCUUUUGGUUGUUUGGAAAUCCGAAGCUGGAAUACAGUACUCAGAAAGUCAGGCUCUCCUUCAAUGGAAAACCAGUCUCCGAAGUCAAGAUUCACUCGGGACGUGGAAUAUGACCGCCCCCCAUCCCAACACCACCGCCGAUUCAAGCCCAUGCGACUGGUUCGGAAUAACUUGCAAUGCCGCCGGGAGCGUAACCCAGCUAAACCUGACAAAUGCGAAUUUAAGUGGUACGAUCACCAACUUUGAUUUCUCUUUGCUACCCAACCUUGUUCGUCUUGAUCUUAGUUAUAACGAUCUCCACGGCACCAUCCCAGACCAAAUUGGCACACUCUCGAAGCUCACCCACCUUGAUCUUGCUUGGAAUCAUCUUUCUGGUGCUCUACCUCUUUCCUUGGCCAAUCUCACCAUGAUUUAUUGGCUCUACAUCCCUUACAACCUGUUAUCUGGUGAACUAGACCCAAGAUUGUUCACAAACUGGACAAAACUGACUUUCCUUGAGCUUCGGACGAAUGGUCUUACGGGAAGAAUCCCUCCCCAGAUCGGUAGCCUUUCGAGUCUCCAAGAGCUAGGCCUCUUUGAGAACCAACUUAGCGGUUUUAUACCGUCUGAAAUUGGAAACUUGAAGAAUUUGGUUGCGUUGCGUUUAAGAAGUAACCAUCUUAUUGGUCAUAUACCCCCAUCUUUGGGCAAUUUAAGCAAUUUAAGAUCUUUAUACCUGGAUGUCAAUCAACUCUCUGGACCAAUCCCUACCAACAUUGAUACAUGGAGAAACUUAGUUGAACUACACCUAGUUCAAAACCAACUAUCUGGAUCAGUACCUCAAGGAAUAGGAAACUUCUCAUCUUUGGUUCAUCUCCAUCUUGACGAUAACAACCUUUCUGGUGACUUACCGCAACAAGUUUGUCAACAUGGAUUUUUGAAAACAUUCACUGCAUCUAGAAACCACUUCACUGGUCCCAUCCCAAUAAGCCUCAAAAACUGCACACGCUUAAUCCGUUUACAACUUGCUCAGAACCAGCUUAUUGGAAAUAUAGACCAAGAUCUUGGAGUAUAUCCAAACCUCCAGUAUUUUGACCUCAGCCAAAACAGGUUGCAUGGAGCAAUCCCACCCAACUGGGGAAGUUUCAAAAAUCUACUGCUGCUAAACUUCUCUAGAAAUAUGAUCAGUGGGAGAAUACCACCUGAGCUUGGCCGGAUAACUCAACUAGGAAAGCUUGAUCUCUCUUCAAACCAACUUGUUGGAGAGAUACCGAAGCAACUCGGAAGAUUCCCUGCUUUAUUCUUUCUGAGCUUAAGUGAUAACCAACUUUCAGGCCAAAUACCGCUUGAAAUCGGAGGGCUAUCUAACCUGAGAUCCCUAGACCUCUCAACAAACAAGUUGAUUGGGCAGAUCCCAGAGCAACUAGGGGAUUGCAGAAACCUAGGUUAUUUGAGUUUGAGCAACAAUUAUUUGAACGAGACUAUUCCAGAUCAGAUUGGAAAUCUGGUGUCCCUUCAGUCACUAGAUCUUAGUAAAAACUCACUCACAGGGGAGAUAACAAGACUGCUGGGAAAUCUGGCUAAGUUAGAAGAACAAAACCUAUCUCACAAUAUGUUCAGAGGGUCCAUUCCGUCUUCACUCUGUGAUACGAAAGCUUUGUUCAGUAUUGAUUUUUCGUACAAUAAUUUGGAUGGCCCUAUUCCUCAAUGUGGUAUCUUUCGUGUGGUACCAGAGAUGGCAUUCAUCAACAACACAGGGCUAUGUCGUCGUUUGAGCUUUUCGUUCGAUGACUGCAAUCAUUCCCCCCAUAAGAAAGAAGACAAAAAACUACUUGUCCCGAUUAUUGUUGCUUCUUUCAUGGAAACACUGUUCCUUGUGUUUGUAUUUGUUGCUAUCUUGUUCCUAUACAAUAGGAAAAGAUGGAGGAGACCAGAGAAAGAAGAAAGCGAUUCAAACAAGGAAGACAUUUUUUCAUUGCUGAAUUUUGACGGGAAGGUUGCCUAUGAAGAAAUCGUUGAUGCCACAAAUGGCUUCCACUGCGGCUACUUCAUUGGGGUAGGAGGAACUGGAUGUGUUUACAAGGCAGAGCUACCAACUGGUCAUGUAUUGGCAAUAAAGAAAUUUUAUCCCCGUGAGGAGGAAGGAUUAGAGGACAUGAAAUGUUUCAGGAAUGAGAUACAAGUGUUGACAGAAAUACAACACCGAAACAUUGUGAGAUUUCAUGGUUUCUGCUCUCAUCGACUGCACAAAUUUCUGGUGUACGAAUAUAUGGAAAGGGGGAGCUUGCAAAAUAUGUUAAGCAGCAGAGAGGGUGCAAGGGAGUUAGAUUGGGUCAAGAGGAUUAACGUCAUUAAAGGUGUAGCCAAAGCUUUGGCUUACCUUCAUCAUGAUUGUGUUCCACCCAUAAUUCAUCGAGAUAUAUCAAGCAAAAACGUUUUGUUGGAUUCAGAACUUGAGGCUCACGUCGCUGAUUUUGGCACUGCAAGAUUUUUGAAACCCACUGAUUCAUCUAAUUGGACAAUGCUUGUUGGAACUUGUGGAUAUAUGGCUCCAGAGCUCGCUUACACAAUAAUUGUGACCGAGAAAUGUGAUGUUUAUAGCUUUGGCAUUUUGGCGCUAGAAGUGAUUAUGGGUAGGCAUCCAAUUGAGAUUGCCACCAUUUUGUCAUCAACUACUGAUCAAACUAUACUGCCACAGGACAUAUUGGAUCCCCGACUCUCUACCCCUACAACUCAGCAGGUUUCAGACCAACUGGAUUCAAUUCUGAAGCUUGCAUUUACAUGCUUACAUGCUAACCCGAAAUCCCGACCAACCAUGCUAAAUGUGUCUCGGGAACCAUUUUUGUGUCAGUAAGAAUAUCCGAGAAACUAAUAUACUAAUAAACAUGACUUUUUUUUU